Messenger RNA from Paramisgurnus dabryanus, 1505 nucleotides. It is a transcript of the gene srsf9, whose product is annotated as serine and arginine rich splicing factor 9. Gene Ontology annotation, molecular function: mRNA binding. The record is from RefSeq and is a predicted model, not a curated record. Gene Ontology annotation, cellular component: cytoplasm; nucleus. NCBI's taxonomy places the organism in Eukaryota, Metazoa, Chordata, Actinopteri, Cypriniformes, Cobitidae.
CGGUUUUUGGCCUGAGGGGGCGGAGCUUUGUGUCACUUCCUGAUCCGGGAGGGGAAGCGCGUGCGCUUGUUUAUUUCAGUUUUUUAAUCGCCAACUGCAGAUUAUAAAGUUUUCAGACUUUGAUCCUGGAGAGGGGUCCUAUGCUGGGUUACUUGAACUCAACAUGUACUGCUACAACCAGAUUUUAGAGUUUUAAAUAAGGGAUUUUAAAAGGACGGACUAGAGUUUGGAUAUACGGAUUGUCUUGGAAACGCUGUAUUUCUACGAAGGCUGCAGCUCCGUUCGGUUUGUGUUAGCAGGGUUUAAGCCAUGUCGGACGGACGGAUCUACGUGGGAAACCUUCCCAUGGACGUGCAGGAGAGGGACAUUGAGGAUCUCUUCUACAAAUACGGAAAAAUACGGGAUAUUGAGCUGAAGAACAACCGGGGGACGAUCCCGUUUGCCUUUGUCCGUUUUGAGGAUCCACGGGAUGCGGAGGAUGCCGUCUUUGGAAGGAAUGGAUAUGGAUUUGGAAACAGUAAGCUUCGUGUGGAAUACCCACGAUCUUCUGGAUCCAAAUUUAGUGGACCUGGAGGAGGAGGAGGAGGAGGUGGUGGUGGAGGAGGAGGAGGAGGAGGAGGAGCGGCACGGAGGAGGUUCAUGCCCACGGUCCGUAGAUCCGAGUUCCAGGUUACUGUGACGGGUCUUCCUCCUUCAGGCAGCUGGCAGGACCUGAAAGAUCACAUGCGAGAGGCGGGCGACGUGUGUUUCGCUGAUGUGCAGCGGGACGGAGAGGGCGUGGUUGAAUUCCUCAGACGUGAAGAUAUGGAGUAUGCACUGCGUCGCCUCGACGGCACAGAGUUCAGGUCGCACCAGGGAGAGACUUCAUACAUCCGAGUGAUGGGAGACAGGGGUACGAGCUGGGGCCGCUCACGUUCCCGUUCCAGAUCUCGUGGUCGUUACUCAUCUCCCUAUCAGAGCAGAGGGUCACCUCCUCCACGCUACCGGUCUCCUCCGCGACACAUGUCCCGCCAUAGUCCUCCCUCUCGACGACCACCCAUUCAACAUCACAGCCCACCUCCACGUCACUAUCGAUGAAGUGCAGGACCCACAGCUCCUUCAUCAAGUUUAUGUUUGAGAGUUUUGUAAUUUACAUUCCAUUAUUGUGAAAACCCAAAUGGCCUUAUUCAACAUUCAGUAUAUUAACAAGUUUCUGAGUUUGAGAAAAUGUAAAUCAUCAUGUGACGAUGCACAUGUUUAAAGAACAGAUUACGUGAUCAAGUUAAUUUGUAACUCACUGGAAAUAGUCGCCGUUUCUGACUGUAGGCAGACGAAAAACAUGAUUAUUGUGUAUCUUUAAUCUGCUCAAUUUCAAGACCCAUUUUUAUUUGACAUAAUUUCAAUAAAAGGCUGACUUUUUAAAUCUUUUUGUCAGUAAUCUCCCCAUGUGAUUAGUCUUUGUUGUAUCAUGACUUUAUGCAAAUUUUAUUUUUCCUUUUAUCAAUUAAAGCAUUGAAUCAAAGAUA